UGGGACCCUCUCCCAAGAAACAGUACAAUGAGGAGAUACGCCUGCAACCCUAAAUGGAAGACGACACCAUGUCCCAGAACCCUCUCCAACACUCUCUAGAAGUAGGAUACGAAAAUUUUCUCUUCAUUUUAUGCCAAAAAUAAAUGAAUAACUCAAAGAUUACUCUCCCUUGACUCUUCUAGAUUCCUAUUAAUCAAAUAUAUUCCAUGUAGCGCUGAUUCUUCCUUCUUGUCUGAAAGAUUCGCAAUCAUUUUCUUGAAGAGCUUUUAGGUUGGAAAUAAGUGGGUUGGUUCUGGAAAAACUCUUCUUAAACUCUACAAAUUGUGAAAUUGAUCAUGAUUUCUUCACUGUUUUCCAGCACAAUGCCAUUAUUUCCAUUCAAUGUAAGAUCGCAAAACCAAUCUUUAUGCACAUUGAAAUCCAGUAUUCUCUGUUCUCAGCAGCAGAAUCUGAAUCCCAAGAACAUUAUAAACAAUUUCGGAAGGCCCAAAUUUCAGCUGAUAAAUCCAGUUAUCUCUAUCCCAUCCCAUGAGCGAUUAAAUCAGAGCAAGGAUAAACCCAAGAAAGAUCAAAACAAUGAAUUUUUUAAGGCGAUUAAUCAACAACUGAUGGUUUUGUGUGGGUUUGGGUACUAUGUCAAUGGUUUCAGAUGCUUUCCUUGGUUGGCACUUAAUUACCACAUGGCCCACAAUCUUAAUAUGCAACCAUCAACAUUGCAGCUUGUGCAGAACUCUGGUAAUUUGCCUAUGGUGGCCAAACCUUUAUAUGGGAUCUUGUCUGAUGCUCUUUAUAUUGGUGGUGCUCAUAGGAUCCCCUAUGUUUCCAUGGGAGCCUUCUUGCAGAUUUUGUCUUGGGGAUCAUUGGCCCUGAUCCCGGUUGUAAGUGAAGCUCUUCCGGCUCUCAUGGCAUGUGUUCUUGUUACUAAUCUCGGAGCAUCGAUUUCAGAAGUUGCGAAAGAUGCACUUGUUGCAGAGUAUGGCCAAAAAAAGAAGAUGCCGGGACUCCAAUCUUAUGCAUUUAUGGCCUCGGCAUUGGGUGGAGUUCUAGGAAAUUUACUAGGUGGGUUUUUCUUAUUGAAAACCCAACAAACAAAAUCCAUGUUCCUGGCCUUUGCAGCUUUACUUGCCCUUCAACUCACAAUCUCUUUAAACACGAGAGAAAAAUCCCUAGGUUUAAUCCAACCUUCAAAUCGUUCUCUUGCAAGGGAAUCUAUUUCACAAAGUAUCAUGAAAUCCUGCUCGGAUCUUAUGAUGGCAGUUAAAGAAGAGAGAAUCUUGCGGCCUCUUAUUUGGGUUGUUUCUUCUAUUGUGAUGAUUCCAAUCCUAUCGGGUUCCAUCUUUUGCUAUCAAACUCAGUGUUUAAAUCUUGAUCCAUCAAUUAUUGGAAUGUCACGGGUGACAGGACAAUUGAUGCUUCUUUCAUUGACUUUACUUUAUAAUCGGCUCGGGAAAAGUAUUCCCUUGAGAAAAUUGAUCGGAAUUGUGCAGUUGAUAUAUGCAUCUUCUCUGCUUCUUGAUCUGGUACUUGUUAAGAAAAUCAACGUUCAAUUAGGAAUUCCGAAUGAAGUAUUUGCUCUCUGCUUUUCAGGCUUGGCUGAAACUAUUGCACAAUUCAAGCUCUUGCCGUUCCUUGUGUUUUUUGCAGAUUUAGCUCCACCGGGUUGUGAAGGAUCUCUAAUGUCUUUCUUAGCAUCUGCCUUGUGUUUGUCAUCUAUAAUUAGUGGAUUUUUUGGGGUUGGGUUGGCUUCUCUUCUUGGUAUCACCUAUGGUGAUUACUCUAGUCUUCCUCGAGGUAUUAUGAUACAGUUUUUUGCUGCUUUACUGCCACUUUGUUGGAUUGGUUACGUGCCAAUGUCUCAUCCUGCAGCUGAAAAGGCUAGGAAGAGAGGUAGAAGUAAAAGGAGUCGAAGAAAUAGAAGGAUCGGUAAAGUGGUGUUUGAUUCGAUAUACUCUUAUAGACGGAAAAGAGAAUCUGAUUUGAAGAUUUGAGAAUCUUCUUCUGAAAAUACAAGUGCCAUAUAAUGUUUAUUGGUGAAACAAAGGAAGAAUGAGAUUGUACAGAACUCCUAUGUCAAUUCUCGGCACUGCAGUUCUUUGCAUGCUGUGAAGGUGAAAUGGGACUUUGGUGCUGGUGUCUUGCGUCCUUUCACAAAAGGAAUUACGCUUGCAUCAAAUUAAGUCAGACCUUUUGGAUUACAUUUUUGGAAAGAGUAAUGCUAUUUAUACCCAUUGGAGUUGAUCACCUUCUGACGUGGCAUUAAAUGAUAAGGCCACUUCAUAUACAUAUGUAAAGACGCCACAUAGCCUUGGUGAUCAACUACCAGAGUUGAUUGUCAAAUUCUGCUCAAUAUGAAGCAUCUUGAUAGUUCUCUAUGCUUCCUGGCUUUCUUCUCAGAAGGGUCCAUUUCACCAAUUUCACAAGAUCCAUUGCAUGCUGAACGUGGAACUUCAUUGAUACUGAAAGUAAGCUCACUCCUUGUAGGCUCCUAGACAGAUUCUUUUAUGGGCACUACAUCAUGUUUUAUUCCUUUAUUUCCCUGGUCGAGGUUGGUUUAGGUUGCUGAGUGGCCAUGAGGCGUCGUACAUGAUCAUCUUCAUUCAUGAUUUUAAAGUAACAUUUGCCAAAAAUUCAGUUUUAGAUAGCUGUCUGUGUACUAAGAUCAUGUGGAUGAAGUCAUGAAUCUAUAAUUGUCUAGACCUCCGUACAAUUGUUUUGUCGUAAUGUGAAUACAGUAAAAGAAGCAGGACAAUGCUCUUGAAGAAUAAGGAUUUUGCUGGUAGUAGUUGUUUCAACCAUGUAAUA
This is a messenger RNA of Olea europaea var. sylvestris, 2802 nucleotides long. Its product is annotated as probable folate-biopterin transporter 8, chloroplastic. Gene Ontology annotation, cellular component: membrane. Bases 336 to 1988 code for a protein of 550 amino acids. The record is from RefSeq and is a predicted model, not a curated record. The transcript is spliced from 2 exons. Lineage: Eukaryota; Viridiplantae; Streptophyta; Magnoliopsida; Lamiales; Oleaceae.